GAGGACAAGGACGGUGUGCAAGGGGAGGAAGGGGAGAGAGUGAAGACAAGGACGUUGGAUCGCAAGGAGAACGUUUUAACUCUUCCCCCGCUGCUGCCCCUCCUGACUCGGGUUAACCCCCGGUGGGCCGAGGAGGCGGCGGGGCUCGCCCAGGAUUGGGGCGAGACAGGGCCGGGGGAAGGCGGAGUCCCCGCCCCCUGGCGCAGCGGGUUGCGGAGACAGAUGGGGAGCCACCUGUCAAGCGGGCUGGGGCCGUGGGGCACGGAGGGCGCGGGCCGCCUCGCUGUAAGCGCACGCUCAGAGGAGACGCCGGCCCCGACGAGAGGACGCGGAGGAGCCAUGGAGAAGCAAGCCGAGAGCUGACAGUGGAUGCUGCCGGCUGAGGCUGAGGCGCCGCGCGGUGCGGGAGGCGAACGCCCAGAAAGCUGACAGCUGGGGAAGCGGGCCGAGGCGGCGCCGCGAAGCGGCUGCCCCGCCGGCCGUGGCGGAGGGGCCAUGUCUCGGGAGAGGCCACCCCGCACCGACAUCCCCCGCAACCUCAGCUUCAUCUCGGCGCUCACCGAGCGUGCCUAUUACCGCAGCCAGCGGCCCAGCCUGGAGGAGGAGCUGCAGCCGGAGGAGGAGGAGCCGGAGCCCCGAGAGGGGGGCGGAGCGCGCCUCAGGCCUCGCUCCCGCGCCUUAGCCCCCGGGCGGGGCCGUCGGGCCCGCUCUGCCCCGGCUGGAGGGGGCGCUCGGGCCCCGCGCAGCCGCAGCCCGGACACCCGCAAGCGGGUGCGCUUCGCCGACGCCCUGGGGCUGGAACUGGCGGCCGUCCGCCGCUUCAGUCCCGGGGAGCUCCCUCGUGUGCCUCGCCACGUGCAGAUACAGCUGCAGCGCGACGCCCUCAGGCACUUCGGGCCCUGUCCACCCAGAACCCGCACCCUCCAGGAGGCGCGCGCUGCCCUCGAGCCCGCCCGCGAGCCCGGCUUCGCCGCCCGCCUGCAGGCCCAGCGCAUAUGCCUGGAACGAGCAGAGGCGGGCCCGCUGGGCGUGGCUGGGAGCGCGCGCGUGCUGGACCUGGCCUACGAGAAGCGCGUGAGCGUGCGCUGGAGCGCGGACGGUUGGCGCAGCCAGCGCGAGGCUCCCGCCACCUACGUAGGCCCGGCUCCGCCCCCGCCGCGUGCGGAUCGAUUCGCCUUCCGGUUGCCCGCCCCGCCAACCGGGGGCUCCUUGCUCUUCGCCCUGCGCUACCGCGUAACCGGCCUUGAGUUCUGGGACAACAACGGAGGCCGCGACUACGCACUGCGCGGGCUCGACUCCCCCGGCAGCGGUGGCGGCAGCGAUCCUGAACCCCAGGGCUGGAUCCACUUUAUCUGAGCGCGGAACGGGAAACCCAGGGAUCAGGAGAAAGUGCGGAAAACGGCGGGAGAAACCAAAGGAACUGAGGGUUGGGGGAAGCCACGGAUGCGGGAGUGGAAAUUGUGGGAGGUUGAUUGAUGGGAUGGGAGGAGACAAGGAGACGGUUUGCGCGCACGCGUAGGAGAAUGAGAGGAACUAAAAGUUAAGUCGUGGGGGAGGACGGGCGGAUCCAAUGGGAAUGGGGAAUAUUGAAGAAGAGACCAAUAUGGGAGUGGAAGGCGAGUAGCUAUAGGAGGAAUGAAGGGGAGAACCUAGGCAUACCCUGGGGAAACAAAAGAACCAGGGAAUAAAGAUAAUUAGUGCUGUUCUGAGCAGGGUCAGGAAGGUCAUUUAUUAAUAGCCAGAAGGAAUCUAGAGGUCAUGUAGUCAGAUCCCUUCAUUUUGCAGAUGAUGUUCUGAAGCUUUCAGAGUGAAGUCACUGGCUUGAGGACCCACCAUUUCUGUCAGUGGCAGAGCCCAAAUUUGAACAAGAGUUGCCCACAUUCAGCAUUCUUGCUACUUGUAACAAAGUAGAUCAAAGGGGAGGGAUCUGGUGAAGCCUCACUUGUUUGGGUGUGACUCUCAAGUCGAGGGAAGAGCUCCAGAAGACAAAAAAGCCCCUUUAGACUUUCAAAGGAUCCCUGCAUAACUUUCUUUGCCAAUCUCACAAGCUGGGUGCUGAGAGAACCUAAACUCUAGAAGGAAGUCAAACUCUCAGCUCUACGGAGUCAUUGCAGUUUUCUAUCUGGGAUUAUCCAGUCCUGCCCUACCUUCCAGUUCUUGCUUCCAAAAACCAUUAAUUUGGUUAGAUCAUUAGGGACACAUCUUGAAUUCCCUUUGGAGUAAUCUGGUCAGUUGUCUGCCUCCUGGAGCUUCCAACUUUGGGCAGCCCUGCUGAUCAAUUAUUUUCUUGAGGUUUCAGUUUUUUGUCUCUGGAAAUUUGAGAAGGCAGGCUGCAUCCAGUCCUCACGUCUCAAAAGAGGCUGAGACAUCCAGACCUGUACCAGUCUUGUUUUUCUGGUUUGUAAAGAUCUCAAAGUAUAUUUUAGAUAUCUCUGUUUCAGGAGGAGGCAUUGGAUGAAGAGAAAAUAAUUGUCCCCAUUUUACAGAAGAGUAAAUUAGGAAAAGGGGAUCCUCACAGUCAUAGUAAAAGGGGAGAAAAAAGUUUAAACUGGAUAAUAUUGUGUCUACCCUUUUAACUUUGGGAAUCAGUUUUUUUUAAUCUCUAAAAUGAAGUAGUUGAGUUAAAUUAUUUUAAAAUUUUACUUCUAUUUCUGAAGGAGUAAGAUACUUUGCAAGAUACUAAGAAUCCUCCAACUUAGUUUUCUGUUUUCUUCUUUUUUUUUUUUUUUUUUUUUGCUAAGGCAAUUGGGGUUAAGUUACUUGUCCAGAUUCACAUACCUAGGAAGUGUUAAAUGUCUAAGGCCAGAUUUGACAACUUACUUUUCUAACUGUAAAAAUUGAAGCUCCAGCAAUCUGGUCAAUCCUGUGGGUGGCUCUUUAUAACAUCUCCACUAGAAGUGCUAAAGAAAUAAAACCCAUCAAGAACAUGUAAAUUCCACAAUACCUCUUAGCCACCUCCAAAGAAAUUUUCUCCUGAAACAGGGUUUUCCAGUGUCAUGAUGAGAUUAUUAUUCUUGAGGAAGACACUGCCCAAAAAAGCCCAGGUAGUAAGUGACUGAAAAGGUUCUGAUUCUUUAAUAAGGGAUAAUUAGAGCAAGGGAAAAUAUUUCAUAUCUGUUAACUAACAAAACCAAAAGCAGGAAGGGGAAAUGCAGAAUGUAAACUGAUGCAUAAUCCUGGGAAAUGGAAGGAAGAACUUUACUCCAUCUUGCCCAAUCAUACUAUCUCCUGAACAAGGGCCUCUACAUUGGAGUUUUACCUUCCUGGUAUUAUUUUCUGCUUGCUUUUCUUAACUCAUUGCUCUUUUCCCUCGUUUUUAAUCCCUUUUCCUGUUUUCCUCUUCUCUCCCUGCCUCUCCUCUCUUCCUUCACCCUAUCCAUCUGUUCUCUGCUUUUCCUUCUUCCUCCAUAAGGAAUGAAGAGCUUGCUUGCUGUCCUCCCAGAAUCAGCCAUUUGCCCUCUUCUGUUCCUAGACCCCCUCUUGGAAGUCUUCCAGAGGAGAGGUGGGAAGAAGGCAAACAGCAGUUUCUUCUUGGUGACCCAGAUGAACUGUUUCCCCAGGUAAUCAGCUUUUUUCCCUCUCCACUUUCUUUGGGUUCUGAUAAUUUGGGGGAUUUAAUGAUAUAUCUUAAAAGCCUUUUGCAUUAGGAAGGAAGGAUUGUAGGUUCUGAUCAGAAUAGAAGCUGCCAUACCCCUUUUGGUAUCUCCAGCCAACUCUGUACUCCUCUGAGUAGUAGUCAAAAAGAAAUGACAUACUUGUAAAAACACAAUUCACAGCCAACCUCAUUUCACCAUACAUAAAUCAAUGGAAAACAUGUUGGAGAAAGGGAUAGAAAACAGGAGAAAGGGCAAGAUCAAUAAGCAUCAGGCACAUUUGAUGCAAUUUCAUAUAUGUUGCAUUCUAUAAGCAGAUAGACUUUGGUUCUGAUUUCCCUACAUUACUGCUCCUCCAUGUUAUCUCCAAGACAUGGCUUGAAGAGAUCAAAGGACAAAGGGAGUAAGAGAAACUAUGGGGCUGUUCCUCAUGAACCCCAGCUGCUAUCACCUCUCAAUCAGGUGGAAUAUUAGCACAUGUAUGUUACAUGAAUGAGACUUCCACAGUUUGCAAGGAAUAUUCCUAUAAAUAGUCUUAGUACUUUCCUGCCUGAUAGGGUCCAAAGCUAUGUUAACAGGAAGUGCAAGAAAAGGCUAUAUACUAGGAGACAAGUGCACUAAAGGCCCCUUUAGAAGACUUCAUAUGGCUAGGUAAGUGCAAGGCUUGAAUGAGCAUGAGAGGACCAAGAGGAGUCUUAAUCGGCUUGAGCUCCCUCCUACAAGUGCUCUCUUUAGGUCAGGUUAAAUGGGUCAUUUAGAAUUCUAAGAUUCUAAGCAAAUGUACCUGUGCCUCCUCAAAACAUCCACCCACGAUACAUGUGGUCAUGAACUGAAUUGAUGACUCAAUUUCUCAACCAAGCUAGCCUUAACAUUGCUGAGAUUGCUGUACAUUUCUAGACAGUAUGGUGUGGACCCCAAUGUUUUAAAACUCUUGAGAGGGCUUAAUGUGUAGAGGCUGCUUUGGGUUAUGCUGUUCCCAGCCUCGGCAUUAAAAUGUGAACUACCACCUUCCA
This is a messenger RNA of Sarcophilus harrisii (Tasmanian devil), 4606 nucleotides long. RefSeq names its product protein phosphatase 1 regulatory subunit 3E (gene PPP1R3E). Lineage: Eukaryota; Metazoa; Chordata; Mammalia; Dasyuromorphia; Dasyuridae. The record is from RefSeq and is a predicted model, not a curated record. Gene Ontology annotation, cellular component: protein phosphatase type 1 complex. Gene Ontology annotation, biological process: regulation of glycogen biosynthetic process. Bases 496 to 1356 code for a protein of 286 amino acids. Gene Ontology annotation, molecular function: protein phosphatase 1 binding; glycogen binding. The transcript has 2 exons.